This is a messenger RNA of Bactrocera tryoni, 3470 nucleotides long. RefSeq names its product calcium permeable stress-gated cation channel 1 (gene Tmem63). The record is from RefSeq and is a predicted model, not a curated record. NCBI's taxonomy places the organism in Eukaryota, Metazoa, Arthropoda, Insecta, Diptera, Tephritidae. Gene Ontology annotation, molecular function: calcium-activated cation channel activity. Bases 405 to 2723 code for a protein of 772 amino acids. Gene Ontology annotation, cellular component: plasma membrane. The transcript is spliced from 3 exons.
GAGAUUAUAAUAUACACAUACAUAUUAUUUAUAUAUUUGCAUACGUACACAUUAGCUUUUGAAAUGGUGCAUUUAGUUUCAUAAUAUACAUGGUUUAAAGCAAUGCUACAUGGAAUUACGGCCGUACAUACAUAUGUAGUUCGACUUGAUAGUAAUGAAAAGUUCAUAAGGCAUGUGAAUAAAUGACGAUAGUUCUAAUCAAAAUUGAAGUAACUAGGGCUUAGGUUGCUACGAUUAAAGUUUUUUUCACUUAUAUACUUUAUACCUCUAUUAUAACGGAUGGGCGUUUUUGCACAACAAUCGGUGAUGUUAUCAAUUAUCUAUUAAUUUAAAUUCAACCUGGAAUCGUUUGUUGAAGAUACGAAGAUACGUUCGGUUAUACCGUUCAUUUAGUUUGGAAGAAAAUGGACGUUUUUGAAAAUAUGUUUGUUGAAAGAGCCUGGAGUGAUGAGUGUGAAAAACUACCAAAUAAGAGCACAAUUUUCACAAAUGAUUUCAAUGGUAUCCCGGAAACACUAUUAUUGAACGUUAUUUCUUGGCUUCUAUUAGUUGGUUUAUUUACCGCUUUACGGCAUCAAGCCGGAGACUAUGGUCGCCUGGCGCUUGUUAACAGCCAUGGUACCAGAAAACGCUGGACCGAAGUAUUUUACUCGCGAGCAACAAGUACGGUUCUUACACCCACGCCCGAAGCAUCUACCAGUCGUAUGCAAAAUGAUGCCGAGGGUGGGCGAGGUAGUAUAACAUCGAACACAUCAGAGCCGCCUUUAUCUCCCAUUCAUUCGGACCAGGGAUUUUUUGCUUGGAUAAAAAUUACCUGGAAACUGCAAAAGGAGCAAAUAAAGACUCAUACAGGGCCGGAUGCCAUUCAUUAUCUGUCUUUUCAGCAACACCUUAUGACUGUAAUGGCAAUUGUAACACUAGUUUCAAUAAUAAUUAUAUUGCCCGUAAACUUGUUCAAUGGUUCUACUGAAGGUAGAACUGAUUUGAAUGCGUUUGGUCACACCACUAUGGAAAAUGUGUCUCCAGAAUCGCCGUGGCGAUGGGUACACGUUAUCGUGACAAUUAUGUAUGCUCCCCUCAUAGUACUCAUAAUGCGACGUGCAUCCGGUCGUAAUGCAUUUAAAACAGCUGCCACACGUACCAUUAUGAUAUCCAAUAUAUCGGCGAGUGAUCGUAAUAAGACAAUUAUCCGUCACUAUAUACAAGAAUUAUUUCCUGACGUCAAUAUAGAGGACGUACAAAUUGCAUACAAUAUAUCUAAAUUGACAGUGCAAAGUGCGGAAUAUGAGAAGAUAUUGGAUGCUCGCAUGUACUGUGAACACCAUAGGGAUAAAGAUACGCUACAGGUAACACCAAAUCUGUGCUCCUGUGCUAAAGAAAAUGCAUACGCUUAUUAUCAACGUGAAGAGCGUAAACUCUCUGGAGAUGUGGCACGUUUGAGAGCUGCUGCACUCAAUGAACCACUCGCAAUAGCUUUUAUUACCGUGUCCACUGUACAUGAAGCACAAAAUAUUGUCAGCCAUUUUACACCAGGCACCUAUCGAAAAUGGAAUUUGGAAUUCGCACCUUCACCAGACGACCUCUUUUGGGAGAAUUUGAAUGUGAGCAAAAGCAAUUGGUACUUCAAAUGGGGUAUUGUCAACUUCAUACUAUUUUUGACGCUAUUCUUUCUCACAACCCCAGCAAUUGUACUAAACUUUUUAAACGCUUAUGCAUUAGCUAAAGGUAAUAUAUACCAAAUUUCACCAGUAGUAUCAGAAUUUUUACCAACAUUAUUACUGUGGACGCUUGCGGCGCUGAUGCCUGUAAUUGUUGCAUUCUCAGACAAAUGGUUGGCUCACUAUACACGUUCUCUUCAGAAUUAUUCAAUUAUGAUUAAAUGUUUUUGUUAUUUACUAUUAAUGAUCCUCAUUCUGCCCUCACUGGGCCUAACGUCAGCACAGAAAUUAAUCGAAUGGUCAAUUAGUAAUGACACUAUUCGCUGGUACUGUGUCUUCAUGCCGGAUCGCGGUUCUUUCUAUGUCAAUUAUGUAAUUACCGCCGCUUUCAUUGGUACGGCUUUGGAGCUGUUACGUUUUCCAGAACUUAUUGUUUAUAUUUGGAUGUUGUGUACGGCGAAAUCGAAAGCUGAAACACCAUACAUCCGAAAAUCUAUAUUGAUCGAAUUCCCAUUUGGAAUUCACUACGCCUGGACUGUGUUGGUGUUUACCAUUUCUAUAGUUUACAGUGUUUCUUGUCCACUUAUAAUGCCCUUUGCUAUGAUUUAUAUUUGUUUUAAACACUUCGUGGAUCGCCACAAUUUAUUUUUUGCAUAUGGUCCUUCAAACAUGAUAUCCAGGAAUGGUGGGAAAAUUCAUUCGACUGCCGUUACAAUGACUAAAUCCGCAAUUGUCAUCCUGCUUGUAGUUAUGGCGAUGAUUUCAGUUUUUCGUGAAAGAGGAAAUGCUCGUGCUAUUAUACUUUUUAUGACACUAGUAUUAACGUUGGCAUUGUUUGCAUUAAUGUCGCCCAUUAAACGGUGUGCAUCCGUGCCACGUCCCAGCGUGGUCGAGGUGGCAGGGCCAGCGCCGAUUUAUGUUCCCGAUGUCUUGAGACCGCGUGCAACAGUUGCUUCGGGCACGUUAAAUAAUCACGCAGCGACUAAUGGUGGUGGUGUCACUGGAUAUGGUUCGGAUAGUGUUUCAGAUUUUGACAUUAGCUCACAAUAUAGUGUAGAUGCCUAAAUAAGAAAAUUUUUUAGAAGCGAAAAAAGUAUUGUUGGAUAUCAAAAAUGCCUUGCAGUGAAUCCUAUUUGGAAUAUAUUCAUAAAUUACAUAUACUUGGAAAAAGUCAUAAGCUACGACGCGAAGAACUAAAAUACGGAAAUAUAGACUCGCGAAAUUUAAUUUUGUAUUAAAAUAUUUACAUAUAUAUUUAAAAAAAUCUUAUUACGAUACACAAACAUACAUACUUGCGAAUUAUUUUCUGAUGAUACAUAAUUAAUAAUAACUUAAUUGUGAGCAACGUUAAAGUUUAUAUUACCUUUUCUUUUGCUCUUAUUCUGGGCUUAACAAUUUUAUUUUUUUUUUAAUUUCAAUAUCUGGUAAAUAUGAAUGUAUAAACAAAUUUAUAUUGUAAGUUCAUGCCGACUUACUUUCUUUAACGGUCCAUAUUUUAUCAACUUAAACAUUUAAAGAUAUUUUUCAAAGUUAUUUAAUUUUAUUUAUAUAUUAAGCUAUAAAUGAUAUGAAAUGAGAAUUAUAUGCGUAUUAAAGACUUUCGAAAUCUGUUAGAGGCCACAAAAAUAACAUUGCAAUAUUGUUUGUUUAAGGAGAAAUGUGAUAAUAUAUUGAAAAUGUAAUAAAAGUUUUUUUAUUUGUAAAAUUGGCUUUAAACGUUUACAAAUAAAUGACUUUUUAUGAGGAAUUUUGUGUAAUCGCAGCUAAUACGGUAUUAUACUCAAAUAUAAAAUUUUUUUUUGUUUUAUUUAU